CAAUUUCAAUAAUAAUAAUAAUAAUAAUCAUUUCACAUACAACGGUCCAUUAUCCUCAUAAAACCAUCAAAUCUUAUUAACAUUUUGCUUACUCUCUUUCAAUGGAAACUAUCACUACUGUUACAUCUAUCUCUUCCACCUCCACCACCGAUGCUAAGAUUCAGCGAGUAACUAAGAAAUCUUCCGAUGAACUGCUAAGAAAAUUCGCUCAAGUGGGUACCAACGAGAAGAAAGAGCUGCGUAUCAUCAAACGCAGGAAGAAGAUGAAGGAGAAUCAUUCCGAUAGCCAGAGCCCUUCGAAAGCCGGCUCCGCCAUUGUCGAAAGGAGGUCGCUGCUGCCGCCAACCGUGAGCCGGAGGUCGGUGUUGCUCCGGCAGCUUAGGGUUAGAGAUAACAGAAACAAGUCAUCUAUCUUGGGAACCAUUCAGAAAACAUGGCGUACAACAGUUGAAGGUGCUUCUAGAGUUUUCAUGGAAAAGCAUUAUCAUCGUCAUAAGCGUUUGAUCAAUGAUAUUGUUUGAGCAAUUACAAGCUAAGCAAGUUUCUAAUCAGAUGAAAGCAAGGCUCACUUUAUGUAUAUUUAACUCUUGGUUUAAUUCAGUUGUUAUGUUUUUUUUCUUCUUAUUAUUUUCUUUUCACUAAUUGUAUUCUUUUUGACUUCAAGUAUCAAUUAAAAUUGCAUUUUUUUAAA
Molecule: messenger RNA, 691 nt
Organism: Vicia villosa (hairy vetch)
Lineage: Eukaryota; Viridiplantae; Streptophyta; Magnoliopsida; Fabales; Fabaceae
Exons: 2
Coding region: 102-521 (139 amino acids)
Source: RefSeq, a predicted model, not a curated record